UUUUAGGUCCCGUGUCUCCAUUUUCGACCUGCAUAUAGAUCCUUGAGGAUUGAAUCCAAAGCCAUCGUCUUCAACCCCACAAAAUCCACGCGGAACUGCAAUCAUCUCCGCCAUAAUUCUUGCCUUCUCGCCUCUGUCGUCGCAGCUUCUUCAGCUCAGAGAUGGCUACAGAUAUUAAUGGAUACAGUCAACGGUGACACAGCCACUUAUCAUCAUUUUCUUCUCUUCAUUUUGUGGAAAAAAAAGGGUGGUGAUGGAUCGGGUUGAGAGGCCAGCAAGUUCUUGGUGCUUUGAUCAGGGAGACCGAAAUGGGGUGUUGGGGAAUCUUUCGAUUCUUCUCAAACAAAGGUUCAAUUUCGAAAAUUGUAGAACACAGUGAAGUGUAGCUAGUAGGAAUAUAUGGUACCAAUGCUCCUAUGAAGUUUUAUCCAUUUUCUGAUGAGCAUGUCAUGCAAUCGUCAUUUGGGAAUGAUUCUAAUGAUGCAUCCUCCCAUGCAAAUGGGUGGCCUCCAGUUGAUAGUUCGCUUGUGGUCUGUUUUGGGGAAAUGUUGAUUGACUUUGUCCCAACUGUUGGCGGAGUUUCGCUUGCUGAAGCACCUGCUUUUGAGAAAGCUCCUGGUGGUGCUCCUGCUAAUGUGGCUGUUGGUAUAUCCAGAUUGGGAGGUUCUACUGCCUUUGUGGGAAAGGUGGGUGAUGAUGAAUUUGGACAUAUGCUGGCUCACAUUUUGAAGCAAAAUAAUGUUGACAAUUCUGGUGUGCGGUUUGAUCACAAAGCAAGAACUGCAUUGGCUUUUGUUACCAAUAGAGCUGAUGGGGAGCGAGAGUUCCUAUUUUUUCGUCAUCCAAGUGCUGACAUGCUUUUACAUGAAUCAGAACUUGAUGUUGAACUUAUCAGCAAGGCAAAGAUCUUCCAUUAUGGGUCUAUCAGUUUGAUUGACGAACCCUGCAAAUCGGCUCAUCUUGCAGCGAUGAAAAUUGCCAAAAACUCAGGGAGCAUCCUCUCUUACGAUCCAAAUUUGAGAUUGCCAUUGUGGCCAUCUGCUGAGGCUGCCCGUGAGGGAAUAAUGAGUAUAUGGGAUCAGGCUGACAUCAUUAAGAUAAGCGAGGAAGAAAUUACAUUCUUGACUGGAGGCGAGGAUCCUAAUGAUGAUAACGUGGUCUUGGACAAGCUCUUUCAUCCUAAUCUUAAACUUCUGAUCGUUACUGAAGGAUCAGAGGGCUGCAGAUAUUAUACAAAGGAAUUCAAAGGCAGUGUUGCUGGUGUUAAAGUAAAGCCAGUUGACACAACCGGGGCAGGCGAUGCUUUUGUUGGUGGGAUACUAUAUGGCCUGGCUUCUGACCUUAAUCUUUACAAGGAUGAGGAACGGCUAAGGGAAGCUUUGCUCUUUGCGAAUGCCUGCGGCGCGGUCACAGUGACCAAGCGAGGAGCUAUUCCUUCACUACCCACAAAAGAAGCGGUCCUCAGUUUGCUAACACAUGAUGCUUCGUGAAGGAAACGCAAAAAAGCAUAUCUCAUCAACUAUACUUUUCUGUCGGUCUCACCCGGAAAAAUAAGCACUGUAGAAUUCCAUUUUCUAUACAAAGCCUGUAUACAAAGGUUGUCAAAUCAUUCAUGUUCUCUGCAAUCUGUGUCUGUCUAAUUUAACUAAGAGCAUUCGGGGACCAAACAUCGCAAAUUGCCAAUUUGCUGCGAUUCAUUUGAUCUUGUUCUUUGGUUAUCCGCAA
This is a messenger RNA of Syzygium oleosum, 1725 nucleotides long. RefSeq names its product probable fructokinase-7. Gene Ontology annotation, cellular component: cytosol. The coding region runs from base 417 to 1490 and encodes 357 amino acids. The transcript has 8 exons. The record is from RefSeq and is a predicted model, not a curated record. Gene Ontology annotation, biological process: fructose metabolic process. Gene Ontology annotation, molecular function: fructokinase activity. NCBI's taxonomy places the organism in Eukaryota, Viridiplantae, Streptophyta, Magnoliopsida, Myrtales, Myrtaceae.